CACGCAUAAAACCAUAUCAUCCUCGCUCUCACAAACGAUUUAACCGGCCGUAUUUUACGCGGAAAUACAAAUUACAAUGCAAUGUAGUCUAGUCGUCCACUGCCGGCCGGUCAACAAAUUAUUUGUUCCUCCUUUAUGCGCUUGAGUACACACUUUGUACUUUUUAUUGUCAAUGAGUUUAAUAACAAAGCUCAUAAAUAACUCGCAAGCACAGCACAAUGUCUAAACUUCUGAAAUGUCUCCGACACCUCAGUAGAUUGAAUUUAACAGAGGCUUCAAGUUCAACCCUCACAACAUCAGUUAAUCAUGAUGCAAAGCCGUCAUGGAGUAUCACGCGGUGCUACUUAAGGACCUCGUCACAGUCCACUGCAAUUUGGAAACCUCAAGGACUUGGACCAUCAACAAAUUUGAGUUCUCCUAGUAACAGAGGACAAGCGACAACUUUCAAUAGAUCAAGAUUUGGGUUAUGCUCUCAUGACUUUGGUGGUUUUCCACUUGCAAGCACGGCUUGUUUUCACACCUCCAGCCAUCAGAAUGGCAGGGUAUCCAACUUCUUGACGAGACAUCGACAGGGUCUUGGGGAAGCACCUCUCCCUGCGCUGAUGCUUGGUCUGUCUGGGUUGAUACCCUUCGUUGCUCCCGCUGUUUACACCGCUGCAACUGUCACAGUCACUCUAAACAUCCUGUGGGCCCAAGCGGCUUAUGGAGCCUCCAUCCUAUCGUUUUUAGGAGGUGUAAGAUGGGGCUUUGCCUUGACAGAAAAGGAAGGCGUUGGACCAACGUGGUCCAUGCUGGGGUACAGCGUUAUGCCGUCCCUCGUUGCGUGGUUAGGCUUACUGAUGCCUCUCCAGGCCAGCCAGAUUUGCAUCAUGAGCGGUCUGCUGCUGGCCUGGGCAGCAGACAUAAGCGUCAAGGCCUACCCUGCGUGGUUCAGAUCUCUGAGACUCAUCCUUUCUCUGUUUGCCCUCCUGUCCCUCGGAGUGUCGUAUGGGUUCUGUUUGAUCUACGAGCCCACAUCGGAGAAAUAUGGGUCUAAUGUUGUGAAACUCAUCAAAAUUGUCAAAAUUAUCUUGGAGGAUUAAGUCAUUGAAGAAUAUGAAUAGUGCUUGACAAUUUGGGGGGAAUGUUUGGAAAGUUACAUGCAUCUAACUGCUGGCUAGGGGAUUGUUCAUUUGUUACUGGUUGGGGAGGCAUUUAUGGACAGAGAUUAUCUUUAUUAGUUAUUUUUACUUUAAAAAGUUUGCUUCCAUCUAUCCAUUAAAGUUGGAGUUGCUGAACUUAGUACAAUUUAAAAAGUAGAUGAUCCAAGUUUAACAUUAUUUGAUGCGAUCAAGCUAAAUGAGUCGUUUGUCGACCCCGGUCAAAAUUUG
Patiria miniata (bat star) is the source of this 1370-nucleotide messenger RNA. Its product is annotated as transmembrane protein 69-like. The transcript has 2 exons. The record is from RefSeq and is a predicted model, not a curated record. Bases 219 to 1082 code for a protein of 287 amino acids. NCBI's taxonomy places the organism in Eukaryota, Metazoa, Echinodermata, Asteroidea, Valvatida, Asterinidae.